This is a messenger RNA of Rubroshorea leprosula, 5520 nucleotides long. The record is from the annotation of a GenBank genome assembly. Lineage: Eukaryota; Viridiplantae; Streptophyta; Magnoliopsida; Malvales; Dipterocarpaceae.
UUAAUGUGAAUUAAUUGAUGCGGUAUGUAAGAGUUCGCAGCAAAAAAAAUGAUGAGAGGGAGAGCAUCAGUGAGAGAGCGAGGGCCGGAGAGGGUGAUCGGGACCAGAGAACAAGGACAAUGGACAGCACAGCGGUAUGAGUGGCUUCAUCGUGAGAGCAGGAACCAGCAAAGGGAGUACUAUGGGGGUUUUGAGAAAAGGAUAUACAACCAAGCAACCCCUUUCUUCUUCACAAAUUUUCCAGAUGAAUGGUCUUUUGAACAGAUGUGGAGUACGUUCAACAGAUUGGGAGAAGGCAGGGUUAUUGAAAUUGAAUGUCCCAAGAAGAGAGACCGCAUGGGGAGAAGAUUCGGUUUCGUCAGGUUCUUGGAGGUGAAAGACGCUGGAGAACUGGAGAGAAAGCUAAAUCAAAUUCAAAAUGGUGGGUUUAAGCUUCAAGCUAACAAACCCCGUUUUGAGAAAGCAGAGAAUCAGAACCACCAUCAAAGAAAUAUGGGAACCAGGGCACCAAAAGUGGCCACGCCAAAUGCAGGAGCAAAAAGGAAUCUGACUUAUGCAGAGAUAGUCAAAGGAAACACUGCAGAUUAUCAAAGUACGGGACAAAUAGAGGGACGGUACCAAGGUGCAAACAUCAGAGAGCAAAGAAAAAGGUUCAGAGCGAGUGUUCAAACGAAGUGGAGAUGGAAGCCAAAACAACAACCUCAAGCAUGGUCAGGAAUGGAGUUUAAUGUGAAGCAGAAUGAGUAUGAAUGGCUGGAGAAAUGCUUCGUAGGAACAGCUCGCUCGGUAACUUUGAUCCCAACUUUGCAAGAAAAAUUCUUUAUGGAAGGAGUCUUUUUCUGCAAAAUCAAAGCAAUGGGUGGUAGGUUGGUCUUGUUGGAAGGACAUGAGUAUGAAGAUUUGAAAGAACUUACUGAAACUGGCCAAGAUUGGCUAGGUCAAUGGUUUGAGGAAAUCAGACCAUGGAAACCAUCGAUAGUGGCAGCGGAAAGGUUUGCAUGGAUUAGGUGUGUGGGUUUACCUUUACAUGCAUGGAAACCGGAAUAUUUCCAAUCUUUUGGAAACCUUUGGGGCACCUUUGUUUCACUGGAUGACAGUACCAGUGGGAAAAUCCGUCUUGAUGCCGCCAGAUUUCUAAUAUCAACUCCAAUGACCGAAUUCAUCUCAAAGACCCUAACCAUAAAGAUAAAUGGGAUCCUAUACAAGGUAAAAUUUUCAGAGGAGGAAUCCAGCAAUGGUCUAUAUAUAAGGAAUUCAGAUUUCAAGAUAAAUGGGGGCAAUGAGUAUGGGGAUAAAAGAUCAACAGAAGCUUCUGAUGAGGAUACAGAUCAGCCUUCGUGUGACAUAGAUUCCGAGCAAACUCAGUGUGAUGAAGAAGAUGAUGACAUGGCAAUAGAACUACGUGUUCCGGAGACAGAUCUUGAAGAUGAAGCAAGAGGGAUUGACACGAUGGCACGCUUGUCAGUUGACAGCUCAGCAAAAAGGUCGGUGAAUCACCAAAAUAAGCAUAAAGGUCUUGCUAAAGGGAUAGAAGAAGAGGCCUCUGUGACAGGGGAACCGGACGAAUGUUUUCAAAAUGCAAACGAGCUUACAACGGGUGGGUUGGAAGGUUCAACAAGAAAACAUUUAAUGAUUGCUGGGCUCGAGGAGGAGAGGAGCGGAAUGGGAGCAGAGAUGGAUGCCAGCGAGGAAAUCAUUGGGAACAGGAAGUUUUUCAAAAAGGGGGCAGAGGAGGUAGCUUCACAAGCAAGCAGUGCAGAGUCUGCAACGGACAAGUCUUCAGCCGCUGAUGUAGAAAUGCAAAGGAAAGAGGGAGAAGCAAUUGAAAUGAUUGGACCGGUAAGGAAAAAGAAUUCGGAGAAUGGGAGAAAUGGGCCUAAGGAUGAUGGGCCAAACAAUGAAGAAUGUUACUCAAUAUCUUUGGGUAAGCAUAAUGGGCCAAAUAUUGAAGACCCAAAUCCAACUUCUCGGAGUAAGCCUUCCAAAGUGGUCAAAAAGGCAGCUGCUCACGUGAGGACUGAUAAGGAAGACAGCUUCUGGAAGGAUAUGGCCGACGACGCAGGGGAGAUGCCGAACUGGACGAAAAAGGGGGAGGGAAAAAAGAAUAAUCAGCAGAAACGAAGAGUGAAGACCUGCAGAUCUGUCUACAUGCAGGGGUUAGGCGGAUGGGGGAAGAAAAGGGAGGUAAGAGAACUGGUGAUAAAACACAGGGUAGAGGUCUUGUUUUUGCAAGAAACAAAAAUGGAAAUAGUUGAUAGAAAACUAUGUAGGAAACUCUGGGAUUCAGAUAACAUGGAAUGGGUGGCAAAAUCUGCAGCAGGAGCCUCGGGAGGAUUAAUUAUCAUCUGGAAUAGUGAAAUAAUCAAGAAGAUGGAUGUUUUUGAAGGGGAGGGGUUUAUAGGAAUUCACGGGUUAUGGGGUCCAAAUGAGUACCCAUGUUUUUUGUGUAAUGUGUACUCUCCAUGCGACUUGAUAAAAAAGAAAAUUCUGUGGAGGGAUCUUGAACAGCUGAUAAGAAAUUACACGGGGUGCUGGUGUUUGGGGGGUGAUUUUAACGCCAUCAGAUGUUCCCAAGAAAGUAAGGGGGGUAAGAGCGUGAGGAGAGACAUAAAGGGUUUCGAAGAGUUCAUUGUGAAGAAUGGCUUGCUGGAUCUACCUCUGCUGGGAAGGAAGUAUACAUGGUACCAACCAAAUGGCCGGUGCAUGAGUCGCCUGGACAGAUUUUUAUUCAAUGAUGAAUGGCUAUUGAAAUGGCCUGAUCUAAAACAGUGGGGACUUCAAAGAUCUCUGUCAGAUCAUUGUCCGAUCUUGGCAAAAAAUGAGGUAAGGAAUUGGGGACCAAAACCAUUCAAAUUCUUCAAUGCCUGGCUACAUAUCCCGGGGUUCACAGAUAUGGUUACAGCAAAAUGGAAGGAGUUAAAACUUCAAGGCUGGGGCGGAUUCAUUUUAAAGGAGAAACUGAAGAUGACAAAGGAUUUUCUCCGAGUGUGGUCAAAAUCCAAUAUACAGGAAGUGGACAGAAAAAUUGAGCAGGCCAGGGAGGAGAUAAACAGAGUUGAUAGCAAAGGAGAAACAAGCAACUUGUCAAAUGAAGACAUUAUCGUUAGGAGCUCUCACUACACUGAGUUGUUAAAGAAUAUGCAGUUGAAAGAAGAGAUGGCUCAACAGAAAGCACGAAAAACGUGGCUGAAAUCAGGAGAUGCUAACACCAGUUUUUUCCACAAAUGCAUCAGAGGAAGAUGGCGGAGAAACGAAAUAAAUGUAAUUUCUGUAGAAGGCAAACAGCUGAGACAAGUUGAAGACAUAAAACAGGGUGUUAUGAAGUAUUUUGCAAAAUUAUUCACUGAUGAGGGAUGGCAAAGACCGACUUUAGAGGGGCUGAGUUUCAAAACUAUUUCAGAGGAGGAUAGACGCAUGCUCAUUCAACCUUUUACAGAAGAGGAGGUUAAAGCUGCGGUAUGGAAUUGUGAAAGCACCAAAGCACCGGGUCCGAAUGGUUUUACGUUCGGGUUUAUAAAAAAUGAAUGGGAGGUGAUUAAAGUAGAUAUCAUGGACUUUCUCAUGGAUUUUCACACAAAUGGAAGGAUGGUAAGGGGUUCUAAUGCUUCGUUCCUGGUUUUGAUACCGAAGAGAGAGAACCCUCAAGGCAUUGAAGAGUAUAGACCCAUCUCCUUAAUUGGCUGCAUGUAUAAGAUUCUUGCCAAAGUGUUAGCUAACAGACUCAGCAGAGUAUUAAACACAAUUAUAGGGGAGAAUCAAUCUGCUUUCAUCGAAGGAAAACAACUGGUUGACAGUGUGGUUGUUGCAAAUGAAGCAAUUGAUGAGGUGAGGAAGAGGAAAUCCCGGUGUUUUGUAUUCAAGAUUGAUUUCGAAAAGGCAUAUGAUAAGGUGAGCUGGUCUUUUCUGGACUACAUGAUGGAGAAAAUGGGAUUCGACAAAGUAUGGCGGGAGUGGAUUGCUGAAUGUUUAAGAUCAAAUACUGUGUCCAUGUUACUUAAUGGAAGUGCUACAAAAGAGUUCUCGAUGUCAAGAGGGCUGCGACAAGGAGAUCCACUAUCUCCAUUUCUGUUCUUAAUGGUGGCAGAAGCACUAAAUGGACUAACUUCGGCAGCAGUAGCAAAGGGUUAUCUACGUGGAGUAAAAAUAGGAAAUGGGGAGUUAGAGAUCAGCCAUUUACAAUUUGCAGACGACACAAUCUUUAUGGGUGAGGCAACCGAAGACAAUAUAUGGAUGAUUAAAUGCAUCAUGAGGGCAUUUGAAUUGGUGUCAGGCCUGAAGGUAAAUUACAGAAAAAGCUCUUUAAUUGGAGUCAAUACUGGUGAAGAAUGGACUAGAAAAAUGGCAUGGUUGCUGAAUUGCAAAACUGACUCCCUCCCUUGCAAAUAUUUGGGCAUGCCAUUGGGAGCAAAUCCAAGGAGAAUAGAUACAUGGAAACCCAUAAUCGAAACCUUCAGAAGAAAACUCUCAGUCUGGAAAGGAAAAUUCUUGUCUCUUGGCGGAAGAAUCACCCUCAUAAACUCUGUGCUGUCCAGCUUGCCAGUGUUCCUGAUGUCGCUAUACCUUCUCCCUAAACAGGUAAUUCGUGAGCUUGAUAAAAUUAGAAGAAAUUUCUUAUGGGGAGGAGUUGGGGGAGGUAGAAAGAUAGCUUGGGUGGCUUGGGAGAGGGUCUGCUGCGGAAAAAAAGAGGGAGGUUUAGGAGUAAAAAAUCUUAGAUGGUUUAACAUGGCAUUGCUCGGGAAAUGGUGGGGGAGAUUAAUAGGGGGAGAUAAGGGUUUGUGGUCUAAGGUGCUGUUAGAAAAAUAUGGCGGCAAGGAAGGAAAUUGGAUAUCAUGGAUGAAAGAGGGCAGGGGAAUAGGAUCACCAUGGUGGAAGGAUAUUUGCAAAUUGAACACAGGAUUAAGGAAUAAGGAUGGAUGGUUACUCCCAAAUUUCAACUUAAAAUUAGGGGAUGGGACGAGUGUCAGGUUCUGGUUAGAUGUAUGGGUGGGUGAGGAUUCUUUAGCUAAUGUGUUUCCGAGACUGUUUUUGCUGGACACAGACAAAAACUGCAGCAUCUAUGAUCGAGGACAAUGGUCUGAUGGAGGCUGGUGCUGGAGAUUCCAAUGGAGAAGACCAAUCAGAGCAUGGGAGGAGGAAAAACUACAACAAUUGAUUGGGACCAUAAAUCACAUAAAACCAGUUCAAAACGUGAAAGACACAUGGAGAUGGAGGCCUGACAACGAAGGAAAAUACACCACAAGGUCAGCUUAUGAGCAGUUGGCAAAGAAAGAGGAAAGUACACUGAUGGAGUACAGAAAGAUAUGGAGUGCGCAAGUCCCUUCAAAAGUGAGCGCUUUUUCAUGGCAAAUGCUUCUGGACAGAAUUCCCACAAAGGUCAACUUGGCAAAGCGAGGCAUUAUGGAUGACAACCAAGCACAGAUGGCAUAAGGGCUCAAAAAUUAUGAAAAAAGGCUGGAAUAUGGUAUGGUUCACAAUAGUAUGGUCAUUGUGGUUGUCUAGAAAUGAAACAGCCUUUCAACA